Molecule: messenger RNA, 1836 nt
Organism: Meyerozyma guilliermondii ATCC 6260
Lineage: Eukaryota; Fungi; Ascomycota; Pichiomycetes; Serinales; Debaryomycetaceae
Product: pre-rRNA-processing protein ESF1
Exons: 1
Coding region: 1-1836 (611 amino acids)
Biological process (GO): rRNA processing
Cellular component (GO): nucleus
Molecular function (GO): RNA binding
Source: RefSeq, a predicted model, not a curated record
AUGGCAUCCGAUAAAAAGGAGCAGAAACAGCGGGUAACCUCGGACCUGAGGUUCAAGUCAGUUCAUAAUGAUCCUCGGUUCAAGGCGCCUAGCUUGAAAAACUUCAAAGUCAAAGUUGACGAGAGAUUCAGCAAAGAUGAGCUCAAGAAAUUAAACAAGAAGGGUCGUGGAAAAGGUGCACAAAUCGACCGUUAUGGCCGUAAGCUCAAGCUGGACGAUCACAGCACGUUCGACAAGUUCUAUGAGAACGAGAAAAACGAGAAAAACGAGCAAGAAAAAGAAGACAAAGCCAGCGACUCAAGUGACUCCGACUCAGACUCCGACUCAGACUCAAGCCCAGUUGUGGAUCGUGCUCGUGGUGAAGGGGUAUCUCUGAGCGAAUCAGACUCAGAUUCCAGCUCGGAUUCCGAUUCUGACUCCGACGACUCGGAAACCGGUAUAGUUUAUGACGAAGAAGCUGAAGAGUCCGAAGUGGAAUUGGAAGAAGGGAAGCCUGAAGAAGGCGAGCCGUCCGCAUCGUUUGCCGUGGUUAACUUGGAUUGGGAUAAUGUCCGUGCUGUGGACUUGAUGGUGACAUUCCAGUCGUUUGUUCCUAAAGGCGGCUCGAUCAAAAGUGUAACCAUAUACCCAUCACAAUUUGGUAAAGAGCAGAUGCAACGAGAAGAGAUUGAGGGACCGUCGAGAGAACUUUUCAAGAGCAAGAAAAAGAAGAAGAAGCAUGAAUCGGACGAAAGUGACGAUGAAGUCGAUAUGAAUAAUGUGGAAAGUAUGAGGAAAAUCACCAAAAAGCUUUACGAAGAAGAAGAUGGAACCGAAGACUACGAUAGCAAAGCCUUGCGGAGGUACCAGCUUCAAAGGUUGAGGUACUACUAUGCUGUUGUACACUGUGAUAGUGUUAGCACAGCAGAGAAUAUCUACAAAAAUUGUGACGGAACCGAGUACGAGUCCACCGCUAAUAUUUUCGAUUUGAGGUAUAUCCCAGACGGGGUGACAUUUGAAGAUGACGAACCAAAAGACCAAUGUGACACAUUGCCUACAAACUAUAAGCCCAGUGCGGCUUUCGUUACUGAUGCAUUACAGCAUUCUAAAGUCAAGUUGACGUGGGACGAAACCCCCAAGGAAAGACUUGCGGUUUCCUCGAGGCCAUUUUCGCAGAAGGAAAUCGAUGAAAUGGAUUUCAAGGCAUACUUAGCAUCGGAUAGUGACAGUGAAGAUGAAAAAAGUCUGAACAAGUACAAGAAUCUUUUGGGAGGAACGUUCGACAAAAGUGACAGUGAAGACGAUGUGGAUAUGGAAAUCACAUUCACGCCUGGCUUGGACGAGCAAAAACCACCAGAACCAGCCAAGGAAGAAGAGGAAACCACCAUCGAUGCAUACAGGCGGAAGGAGAAAGAGCGUAGAAAGCGAAGAAUGGAGAAACUCAAGAAAUCUGAAAAGACCGAUGAGAACGAAGCUGUGGACGAGGAGCGCUCCAAGGCCGAAUUGGAGCUUUUGAUGAUGGAAGAAGGCGAAAAACAGCCCCAGCACUUCAAUAUGAAGGAGAUUGUCAAGGCAGAAAAGAAGAAGGAUAAAAAGAGCCGAGGACAAAAGGAAGAAAUUCCUCAAGACAACUUUGAAGCCGACUUGUCGGAUCCUCGUUUCAAGGAGGUUUUCGAGGACCACGACUUUGCCAUUGAUCCAACCAGCUCUGAGUUUAAGGGCACCAACACCAUGAAAAAGAUUUUGAAGGAGAGAUCGAAUCGGAAGCAAAAUGGAAAGAAGAAGAGAACCAGCGAUAAGGAAAGUAAGGGAGAACUCACUUCGCUCGUGGAGAAGAUUAAAAGAAGAAAGAAGUAG